AUGAAGGCUGCUGGCGUCCUGGCCCUGAUGGCUGGCCUCAUCACAGUCACGGAGUCCAAAAUCUACACUCGCUGUAAACUGGCAAAAAUAUUUUCCAGAGCCAGUCUGGAUAAUUAUGGGGGCUUUAACCUUGGAAACUGGAUCUGCAUGGCGUACUACGAGAGCCACUACAACACCUCGGCCAAGACUGUCCUGGAUGAUGGGAGCAUCGACUAUGGCAUUUUCCAGAUCAACAGCUUCACGUGGUGCAGAAGUGAAAAGCUCCAGGAGAAAAACUAUUGUCAUGUUGCCUGCUCAGACUUGGUCACUGAUGAUCUCACAGAUUCGAUCAUCUGUGCCAAGAAAAUUGUUAAAGAGACACAAGGGAUGAACUACUGGCAAGGCUGGAAGAAACACUGCGAGGGCAAAGACCUGUCUGAGUGGAAAAAAGGUUGUGAUGUUUCAUGA
Molecule: messenger RNA, 447 nt
Organism: Castor canadensis (American beaver)
Lineage: Eukaryota; Metazoa; Chordata; Mammalia; Rodentia; Castoridae
Product: lysozyme-like protein 1
Molecular function (GO): lysozyme activity
Source: RefSeq, a predicted model, not a curated record